AUGGCUGCCAUGGCUACAUUCUUGAAAAAACCCCUCAAACUGGCUCUUGUCCAGCUCGCAACAGGAGCGGACAAGUCCGUGAACCUCUCUCAUGCUCGGAGCAAAGUCCUUGAAGCUGCAAAGGCUGGCGCAGGAUUGAUCGUCCUUCCCGAGUGCUUCAACUCACCCUAUGGCACGAAUUUCUUCCCUAAUUACGCCGAGACCCUACUUCCCUCUCCUCCCACGAUUGAACAAUCGCCCUCCUUCCACGCCCUGUCGGCCAUCGCCGUGGAGGCGAAUGCAUACCUCGUCGGCGGAAGUAUUCCCGAGCUGGAGCCGUCUACGAAGAAAUACUAUAAUACCUCGUUGGUCUUUUCGCCGACGGGCGCCUUGAUCGGCACUCACCGCAAGACACAUCUGUUCGACAUCGAUAUCCCGGGCAAGAUUCAGUUCAAGGAGAGCGAUGUACUUUCACCUGGCAACCAGUUGACAGUCCUGGAUCUCCCGGAGUACGGAAAGAUCGGUCUCGCCAUCUGCUACGAUAUUCGUUUCCCAGAGGCAGCGAUGAUCGCCGCGCGCCAGGGUGCUUUCCUCCUCGUCUACCCGGCGGCCUUCAACACCACCACCGGUCCUCUGCAUUGGUCUCUCCUUGCUCGUGCCAGAGCCGUUGAUAACCAGUCAUAUGUGGCACUCUGCAGCCCGGCGCGGGACCUUGAUGCCGCCUACCACGCCUAUGGUCACAGCUUGGUCGCUGACCCUAGCGCAAACAUUCUCUCUGAAGCUGAAGAGAAGGAGAGUAUUAUUUACGCUGACUUGAACAAUGAUGCGAUUGCGAAUAUUCGCAGUGGAAUUCCCAUCUCCACCCAGCGACGAUUUGACCUUUACCCUGAUGUGAGCGCAAGCCAGAAAUAA
Penicillium mononematosum is the source of this 891-nucleotide messenger RNA. RefSeq names its product carbon-nitrogen hydrolase family protein. Gene Ontology annotation, biological process: oxaloacetate metabolic process; L-glutamine metabolic process. The record is from RefSeq and is a predicted model, not a curated record. Gene Ontology annotation, molecular function: omega-amidase activity. Gene Ontology annotation, cellular component: mitochondrion. The transcript has 2 exons. Lineage: Eukaryota; Fungi; Ascomycota; Eurotiomycetes; Eurotiales; Aspergillaceae. The coding region runs from base 1 to 891 and encodes 296 amino acids.